UGUGAAUUAAAGUCUAACUGCACUAACAAUACAUUGUACUAUUAUUCUUGUUCAAUUGAUUUUUAUUCGAUGCUGUUUUUGAGACUUGUGAGACUUGGAAAAUUCUAAGAAGUUGGUGAUGUAUUGAAAUGAAUUGAAACGACGAUAAGUCAUUGAUAAACGGUAGAUAUGAUACUGAAAAUGACUUUGUCCUUGUGUGCAAGAAACGCGAUAAAGCGUAUUAAUCAUCCAUUUUUGUUAUUAAUUAAUUAAAACUAGCUUAAAGGAAGAUAUUAUUCGUUCAAUAAUGGAAUAAUAGGAGAUCCUAGUAUCGCUUUUGACAUUUACAUCUACGUGUACUGAUCUUACGGACGAUUAUCGACUUCCUGUAUUUGCAAGAUUGAAAUCGAAAAUCAUCACCAUGAAAACAGGAAAGGCUACUUUACAAAUCGAUAUUUCGGCCUUCCUCGGUCAACUAAAAUUUAACUUUCUCUCGUUAAUAAUAAUUCACAGCAGUCAUCAGUGUCAUGUAGUUUUUUUUCAUGAAAAUUCCUUCGAAAUAGGUCACAUUAAGCACGAUAAAUCAUAAAUCCUUCCUAUCUAAGUAAACAUUAGUCACAUUCCGUUGGCAAUUAACUCCCAUGAAAUAUUACUUGCCUUGCUAAUUAAAGCCUAAUUUCAGUAGCCAUUUUGAAUAAAUUAUUAUUAAUUUUAGAUGUUUAGCUCAGAAAUAAACUGUAAGAUUGAUCAACAAAUUGCCAGAAACCUUGUGAACAUGAAAUAUUUGUCAUUAAGGAGUUUAUAAGGGUUGAAUUUGCAACAUACUGUUGACUUUGUGUUGAAAACGGAACGAUUAAGAACAUUGUAUGAUUGUUACAGGAUGGGAGGGUAUGUAAGUGUUGGGGUCGACAAUAAUGAUUUGAUUGAUAAACUUCGCGAUGUGGGUUACAUCAAAUCACCCGAAAUCAUGUUUGCGUUACGUGCAGUAGACAGAGGGCUUUAUUUCCCAGAAUGUAGAGAAAGUCUGGCAUAUAGAGAUUUGGCUUACAAGAAUGGUGAUGUUCAUUUGUCGGCUCCUUGUAUUUAUUGUGAAGCCCUGGAAGGUCUGCAGUUGAAAGAUGGUCUGUCAUUUCUGAACAUUGGUAGUGGUACAGGAUAUUUAUCCACCAUAGCCGGUCUACUGCUUAAUGGUACUGGAACCAAUCACGGUAUAGAGAUAUGCAAAAAUCUUAUAACUUUUGCAGAAGAUAAAACGAAUUUAUUUCUGAAGCAAUGCAUGCCACAUAUUUAUGGAUUGGAGUUUUGUAACCCUGUGUACAUUCAUGGAAAUGGUUUAUGUUUGAACCCUGACUAUCGCCAAUAUGACAGAGUGUAUUGUGGGGCAGAAGUGAGCGCACAGUACAAAGAUUACAUGAAGUCUUUGCUCAAAGUAGGCGGGAUAUUGGUGAUGCCUUUUGAUGACCAGUUGAUGAAAUUCACAAGGACAUCUGAUGUGGAUUAUGAAAGCAAGUCAUUGCUUCCUGUUUCAUUUUCACCAAUGAUUCUUCCAGACAACAGAGAGAUGUUGUUGACACCAAUUAAUAUUUCAUCCAAUCCAAGAAGUUUGCAAGCGCAAUGUAGAAGUGUUGUUCGCCAUUGUCUCGGUGUAAAAAAUUUAAGAAAUUUGUUCUGUCUAAAAUUACCACUACCAGAACCUGUACUUGAAUAUUUACUGUAUCAAUAAAACUGGAAAGUCUUACAAAUUUAAUAUACUUGUAAAUAGCAAAUUAAAAAAAUCUUUCUACAAAA
This is a messenger RNA of Xenia sp. Carnegie-2017, 1767 nucleotides long. RefSeq names its product protein-L-isoaspartate O-methyltransferase domain-containing protein 1-like. The transcript is spliced from 3 exons. The record is from RefSeq and is a predicted model, not a curated record. Gene Ontology annotation, biological process: protein modification process; intracellular signal transduction. Gene Ontology annotation, molecular function: protein-L-isoaspartate (D-aspartate) O-methyltransferase activity. Gene Ontology annotation, cellular component: cytoplasm. Lineage: Eukaryota; Metazoa; Cnidaria; Anthozoa; Malacalcyonacea; Xeniidae. Bases 860 to 1702 code for a protein of 280 amino acids.